Jatropha curcas is the source of this 746-nucleotide messenger RNA. RefSeq lists its product as uncharacterized. Lineage: Eukaryota; Viridiplantae; Streptophyta; Magnoliopsida; Malpighiales; Euphorbiaceae. Gene Ontology annotation, biological process: mRNA splicing, via spliceosome. Gene Ontology annotation, cellular component: precatalytic spliceosome; U2 snRNP. The record is from RefSeq and is a predicted model, not a curated record.
AAAGGAUCUAUAGCAGAACUCUCGUUAAGCUUAGAGAGGAUCUAGUCACUGGUCAGGUCGGUUUAAAGGUCCGCGAAAAUCUCUGAGUUACCUGUGAUCUCUUUGAGUGUCUUUCUUUUCGUUAAUUCUCUCUCUGUGUCUCUCCAUCUCCAAUCAUGCAGGCCAGUGAUAGGUUUAACAUCAAUUCCCAGCUUGAGCAUCUUCAGGCCAAGUAUGUUGGAACUGGUCACGCCGAUUUAAACAGAUUCGAGUGGGCGAUGAAUAUCCAGCGUGAUAGUUAUGCAUCAUAUAUUGGGCAUUACCCUAUAUUGGCUUAUUUUGCUGUUGCUGAAAAUGAGUCAAUUGGAAGAGAGCGUUAUAACUUUAUGCAGAAAAUGCUUUUGCCAUGCGGUCUACCCCCUGAACGUGAAGAUGACUGAGAGUUCAGGCUUUCAAGAACACGCAUUAAUUUUGUUGGUCCUUGUUGGUUGUAGAAUUUAUCAUAGCAUGAUCCCAUUGAGUACUAAUUUUACAUUCUAGAUGUUUUUAUGUAAGUGGUUGUUUUGAACUUUAUAGUGCUGAAAUGGUUGAAAGUCUCUCUUAAAUUAUGGCAACAGAAAUACCAUUCAGUUCACUCUUAUAUCUCGCAUAUAUGCAUUUUAUUAUUUUCCAAUGAUGUUUAAGGUUUCUUAAUGAUGUUUAAGGUUCAGGUCAGUUUUAUUUAGACCUGAAUCAAAACUUUAAUGAGAUGAAAUUGUGGAUGCUCA